GAGCAACAAUCAAGAAUCGCGAUAAUGAGUCUGCAAACGCUGGAGAUUGAUGAAGAUUAGACGUCAAGCAUCACAUGCACCCUACCAGUCAUCAAUAUUUGUGCAAUGAGGAAUGCACGUGCUUGCGAAUCUUGCAGAGCAAGUAAAAAUCGAUGCUUCUUUGCCGAUGACAGUACAAUAUGCCAGAGGUGCGACCAAGCCAAAAGUCGAUGUGUUGUUCGAGAGAAAGCCAGACCAAAACGUGCUCGACGUACUGCACGCCCAGAAAGUAGCACAAAAUUAGAUGAUACCGGUAGCCCAUUAUCAUCCGCCCCGUCUCUUUCUGCCGAUAACCCCUCAAAAGAUGGAGAGUUUUCUCUAGAUCUUCCCACCACAGUAUAUCAUGAUUCGGCGAAAGACACUGAAACUCUUCAAAGCCAUCACAAGCGAGUCUUUAAAGAUGAUAAAUCACGAUCGCCUACCCCAGUGAAGAAUGCACUACCCUUACCAUCCAAAUACAUCUCUGCUCGCAAACUCACAUUAUCCCAAGCGACACACCUCCUCAAUUCCUAUAUUCCCAAACUUCCAUUCUUCCCUUUCGUCACACUCCCCGCAAACCCCACAAUCCGAACCCUGUCUCAACAAUCUCCUUUCCUUCUUUUGGCCAUUCUCACCACUGCUGCCAUCCCACACCCAUACCUUCACCACCAACUAGACCAGGAGUUCCGUCGUGUGUUGAGUCUCAAGUUAAUUGUCGAGUCACAAAAAUCCCUCGACUAUCUUCUUGGUCUUCUGGUAUAUAUAGCUUGGUACCCCGCGCAUACCAAGCCACAACAAAUUCCAUGUUUUACUUACAUGAACCUUGCCAAUUCCUUGGCUAUAGAAUUAGGGCUUGAUAAAGCAGAGCCUCAAAAUGCCCUUUUUGGAGAGUUCGAUUCGAAGGGACUUGUGGAUAGCGAUGGCGCGUGGACGAUGGAGGCUAGGACAGCUUAUAUGGGAUGUUAUGUUUUGGGUUCUCAUCUUUCCAAGGGAUUCAAUAAACCACAAACCAUGUCCUACGAGAAUCUUCUUCCAAGCAAUCCUAAUACGUUCAUUCCAUCACAUAUGACCACGCCGGCAACAGCUAUUGUUAUACUUGAGCGUGUUGCUGAUCGUAUCAAUGAUACAUGGACCGCAAAGAGCUAUCCGCAAAUGGAUGUUUUUAGCACCGACCUAUACGUUCAAUUAUUCACCUCUGAGCUAGAUACCUGGAAACGAAAUGUACCAGAAUCUAUCACUUCUUCACCACUCCUCGCUUUAUAUCACAAAUACACUCACUUCUCAAUCUACACUCACUCCCUUCGACUCCUCCGUCGUCCCUACCGUCCCUUCGUCCCCGGCACCACAGAAGCCAUCCCCUCCCCCGACCAUCUCGACACCUGUCUCCGUCUCGGCGCAUCAUACUUUCAACACAUCCUCUCACUCCCUCCUAAAGACUACACACAUUUCAAUCUAAUCCACUGGUCACAACUAGUGCACUCCCUCGUCGCGCUCGUACGACUUACAUUUGUAAUUGCACACGUGGAAAAUUGGUCUGCGGAAACGACACGCGAGAAAGUGGGGUUGAGUAUGUAUCUUGAAUCAUUAUGUUUUAGGUUCAAUAGUCUUUCAUCAAAUUCGCAGGUUUCUUCCAGGGCAGAUAUCGAAUCUAGGGAAAGCGGAUCGAGGGAAUCGAGUAGUAGUAAAGGAAAAAAAAAACACUACGAUAAAUAUUUCGUGAUGCAUGGUAUGUUAACUACACUUAAGAAAACGUGGGAAAAAAGAGUAGAAGCAAUAGUACCAAAAGCGGCUGUGAUAUCCAAGGGAAAAUGUCCCAUGUUUGAUCCGGAGAUGGCGCCUUUAUUGGAGAAUACAAAUGCAAAUUUCGAUUUUGGGGAUAUGGCGGCUUGGGAUGAUAGUUUUGAGGAGGGGAUGGCAGGAUGGGAUAUGGGUAUGCAGGAUAUUGAUAUGGGUACCACUACCAGUACAAGUGGCAAGAUACCUGGAGCCGAGGAGACAGGUUUACAGGCUGUUGGUACUCACAUUGGAACACCCGGGGGAAUAGGAAUUGGAACUGAAACUACAACAUCGGAUGGAGGAACAGAACAACAGCGAGAUGCAGUCACACUAUACCAUGACUUAUGGGCAACAAUGACAAGUUCAUGGUCCGAAAAAUCUCCCGGGUGGCCGACACAAAUAGUUCCCGAAAACACCGGUACCAGUAGUAAUGACGUGGUCUUCGGCUAUCAAAUUAAUGAAGGAUCGGGAAUCAGAUAAUAUGAUAAAAAGGGGCAAGCCAUUUAUAAAAGGGGUGUAUGGAACGGAACCUUUCUGGGGCUUGUAAUUUACGUUGUUUUUUUUUUUCCUUUCUUUUUUUCCCUUUUUUCGGGAAAAAGAAAUAAAAAGGUACAAUGACAAAUCUCAAAAUAAAAGUAAACGCACAAUCAAACCUAAUAUCUA
Messenger RNA from Botrytis cinerea B05.10, 2457 nucleotides. RefSeq lists its product as hypothetical. Lineage: Eukaryota; Fungi; Ascomycota; Leotiomycetes; Helotiales; Sclerotiniaceae. Gene Ontology annotation, biological process: regulation of DNA-templated transcription. Gene Ontology annotation, molecular function: DNA-binding transcription factor activity, RNA polymerase II-specific; transcription cis-regulatory region binding; zinc ion binding. Bases 106 to 2274 code for a protein of 722 amino acids. Gene Ontology annotation, cellular component: nucleus. The transcript has 4 exons. The record is from RefSeq and is a predicted model, not a curated record.